This is a messenger RNA of Sphenostylis stenocarpa, 873 nucleotides long. The record is from the annotation of a GenBank genome assembly. Lineage: Eukaryota; Viridiplantae; Streptophyta; Magnoliopsida; Fabales; Fabaceae.
AUGGGAACACUCUCUACCUCUCACACUUAUCCACUCCCACUUUUUUCCUCCGCGCCCAUUCUCAAUCUCUUUCCUUCUCGUCAUAAAACCUUUUCUGUUCUUCAAGCUGCAAAUUCAAAUUCAAAUUCAAUUUCAGCCUCAAAUUCUUCCCAUGCCCAUGCCUAUGACUUCGAUCCAGAGCUGCGAUCGGUGCUUGAACUUGCCACCGAUUCCGAGUUGUUAGAGAUUGAAACUAUCCUUUUCGGCCCAAGCUACUUCAGUCCUUUGCUCAAAUCCAUCCCAUUCUCAAACACAACAGACCUCGACCGUUCCAUGAUUGGAGUCGACCUCAGCCUACGCCAACAAUUUAUAGCUGCUCUCGAGUCCCGAUUUUUCUUCCUUGCUGCUGAUGCCCGCUCCACAUUAAGGGGUUGGAGGCCAUCUUACAGAAAUGUCUUGCUUCACAUCAGGAAAAAACUUGAUAUUCCUUGCUCAACCCGAUUGUCAACUCACGACCUUGAACUAGAGAUUUUCCUCCACCUUUUGCACUGCAACUCUACUGAAGAACCAGGAAACUACCCUUCCUUGUUCGACAUAAGCACUGCAUCUGAAGGUCAGGGCACUCUACAACAUGGACUCAGUCCAUGGAAAGUGCAGUCCAAAGUUGGGGCCCAAGAUAUUCGAUCAAUUCUUUUGAAGGGAGGUGGUGUUUUUACAUUGGCCAAGAUAUAUCAAUUGUUAGCGAGUAAAUUAUCUGGGAAAGUUCUUGUAGAAGCUGCCAACUACCAGGUUAAGAAAGAGUUGGUGAAGAAGGGUGGGCAGUUAGCUAUGAUUAAUCUAGAAUCCAGAGCAGCCUUGCUUGCAGCAAAACAGGUGCCUGACAGGACCGUUUGA